UUAGUAGUGGUGGUGGUAGUUAGUAGUAGUUAGUGGUGGUGGUAGUUAGUAGUAGUGGUGGUGGUAGUUAGUAGUGGUGGUGGUAGUUACUGGUGGUGGUGGUAGUUAGUGGUGCGGUCGUGCCCGCAGCCCUGCCCGUCUUGAGACGUCUGCCGACCUUUGACUGCGAUUCCGUGCCCAGUGUCGACCAGCAACCACUACCAGCGGCACGGAGAGAGACGACGAUUCCUGGUCACAAGCCUUGUUACGUAGCCACCGUUACAGUUUUGUCGUGAACAUCCAAAAUAAAACCACGAAGGGAACAACAAACAACAGCAACACGAACCCUCAACAAGUGUCCGCGGAACUAAACGUCGGAGAACUAGCUUGCGAGAGAAGAUGGACGCGGAAUACACUCGAGCCAAUGAGUCCAUCGAGAUGAACGAGUCUCCCAAGACCGGGGAGAAUGGCAGCCGCCGUCGCUCGGGAGCGAGCGAUGAGUUCAACAGCCCCGAGUGCGACUCCAUCACCCCGUCCAGCCACCCGCUCACCACGCGGCUUUUAACGGAAUCCUGCGGUGGACACGGCCACCGUGUACCCAUGGAUGGAUCGUCUCGGCGUACCGAGACGAUGUACUUCGAGGACGGGCAGCGGAAGAUCGACUACAUCCUCGCUUACGAAGACUACGUGGGGAAGGAGGCCGAGAAGAAAGAGGAUCGUCGCAAAACCUUUGAGCUGAACCUGCAGAAGAAGUACGGCCUCCUCCUUGAGACGGUGGACAAAAGUUCGGCGACGGACGGCAAGACCUACUUCGUGAAGGUGCACGCUCCCUUUGAAGUGCUCUGCACCUUCGCCGAGAAGCUUCACAUCAAGGUGCCGGUGAAGGAGAACCAGGUGCAGCGCGACACCACUCUGCGCUCGUGCAUGGAGAAGCUGUACAAGCUGAGUCCUGACGUGAUCCGUGCCGACGUGGAGUACUUCACGGCGCCAUUCCAGAUGAGCCACCGCGACGCCUUCCUCAUCCACGACCAGGAGGCCUUCUUCAGCGAGACCACGCGCAACCGCAUCGUGUACUACGUGCUGUCGCGCUGUGGCUACACGGAGGAGGAGGAUGAGGCCAAGGUGCGGUUUGGGAUCGAACGGCUGCUGAGCAACGGCACCUACAGUGCAGCUUACCCCCUCCACGACUCGCUGGCCGGCGUUGAUUCACUGCUAACUUCCGAUGCCGAGAGUAAGUACUGGAAGGAGACGGCGGAUGCCCACGGAGGCAGUGAGCGGCUGGUGCUGUACAGCGAGUGGGCACGGCCUGCACGCUUCUACAAACAGCAACCUCUCAACUUCAUACGGAAGUACUUUGGGGAGAAGAUUGCUCUGUACUUUGCCUGGCUGGGCUUCUACACCUUCAUGCUGUUCAUCGCCGCCGUGGUCGGCACCGGCUGCUUCAUCUACGGCCUCUGCACCAUGGAUGACGGCGUGUGGAGCAAGGAGAUCUGCGACGCCAAGAUCGGCGGGAGGUUCAUCAUGUGCCCUCAGUGCGACAAGCAGUGCACCUACUGGAGGCUGAACAUCACCUGCAGCUCCUCCAAGCAAACCUACCUCUUCGACAAUCCGGCCACCGUCUUCUUCGCCGCGUUCAUGGGCAUCUGGGUGACGCUGUUCCUGGAGAUGUGGAAGCGCUACCAGGCGACGCUGGACUACGAGUGGGACCUCGUCGCCACCGAGGAGGACGAGGAGCAGCUGAGGCCGGAGUACGAAGCCAAAUGCACGCGGCGCAAGUACAACCCCAUCACCCAGGCCCAGGACCCGUACAUGCCCUGUGGCACGCUGGCUUGGCGAGCAUGUGCCUCUGCCAUCACCGUCAUCUUCUGGAUUCUGCUGGUGCUGGCGUCGAUCGUGGGCAUCAUCGUGUACCGGCUGGCCGUCUUCUUUGUGUUGGCAUCGCGCCUGCCCAAGGAGCUGACCAAGAACGAGGUGAUCGACUCGUUCCUCACCCCCCAGAUGGCCACCGCCAUCACCGCCUCCUGCCUCAACUUCGCCAUCAUCAUGGUGCUCAAUUAUUUCUACGUCAAGGUGGCUAUCUGGAUCACCGACAUGGAGAUGCCCAAGACUCAGAUCGAGUACGAGAACCGACUCACCAUCAAGAUGUUCCUCUUCCAGUUCGUCAACUACUACUCCUCCAUCUUCUACAUCGCCUUCUUCAAGGGCAAGUUCGUGGGGUACCCCGGCGGCUACAUUUACCUCUUCGGCCGCUUCCGCAACGAGGAGUGCGAGCCUGCCGGCUGUCUGGUGGAGCUUACCACCCAGCUCACCAUCAUCAUGGUCGGAAAGCAGAUCUGGGGUAACAUCCAGGAAGUGGUCUUCCCGUGGGUGAUGAACAAGCUGUCGAGCCGCAGCGCGCGCAAAGCGACGCACACGCGCAUCCGCACUCGCUGGGAGCACGACUACAACCUUCAGGACCUGGGCCGGCUCGGACUCUUCCACGAGUACCUGGAGAUGAUCGUGCAGUUCGGCUUCACGACGCUCUUCGUGGUCUCCUUCCCGCUGGCGCCGCUCCUCGCGCUCCUCAACAACAUCAUCGAGAUCCGCGUGGAUGCGUGGAAGUUCACCACCCAGUUCCGUCGGCCCACGCCGUCGCACGCCCGCAACAUCGGCGUCUGGCAGCAGAUCCUCUCCUCCAUCGCCAUCCUCUCCGUUGUCACCAACGCCAUCAUCGUGGCCUUCACGUCGGACAUGCUUCCCCGCCUCGUGUACUACUACUCGCACCAUAGCCUGCUCAACGGCACGGAGGAGCACUCGAUGGAGGGCUACGUGGAUUACAGCCUCUCGGUCUUUCACAUCGCCGACUUCCAGGAGCGCAACCGCCCGGACGCCGCCGCGCUGCCCUACUGGUUCAGCAACGAGACCGACGUUACCUGCCGCUACCGGGACUUCCGCUACCCCCCAGAGCACCCCAAGAGGUACCGGUUCAGCACCCGCUACUGGCACAUCCUGGCCGCCAAGCUCGCCUUCAUCAUCGUCAUGGAGCACGCGGUGUUCGUGGCGAAGUUCCUCAUCGCGUACCUCAUCCCGGACGUGCCGCAGGACAUCAAGGACAAGAUGAAGCGCGAGAAGCUGCUGACCCAGCGGCUGCUGCACGAGUUUGAGAUCAACCGGCUCAAGAGCUCCCUGAAGGAGCGCGACGAGGUGGACGACGUGGGCGAGGAGGAGGAGGCCGUGCUGGCGGUCUGAUGCUUCCCGUCCGCCCCCUCCUACCUCCUUUGCUUCCUCCUCAUUCUCCACCGCCUACCUCCUCCUCCUCCUCUUCCUCUUCUUCAUCCGUCAUAGUCCGCCGCAUAAGCCGGUCGCGACGCUUCGGGCGUCUCCGCUCGUUCCCCCCCCCCCCCCCCCCCCCCCCGCCCCCCGCCCCCCAUCGCCACGCACGACGUCAGCGGCGUGGCACGGAUAGAACCACAACGACCUGUGCCUGCGGAGCCGGCGUCGAGCAUGCCAAGAGGCUCGGCCUCCUCUCGCGGGCACGAGCGUGCACGCUCCCUUAUUUAUGCCCGCUUGUCGUCGUGGGCGUUGGGGAUUAAGGAGCCGCCUUCCGGGCCUAUGCCGUGGGCAGCGGCACCGCCGCCGGCCGCCUUUGGUGCCGUCGUCGAUUUAAAAAAAUCUACAGAAGCGUCCACGGACGUGGCCGAGCAUUUCCAGCGGAUUUGAGGAGUUGCGACGCUGCGUCUGUCUGGGAGUUGGAGGGGCGGGGUUAGGUGAGGGACGUUGUUGUGUGUUGCCACAAUUUGUACGUUGUUGUGUUUUGUGUUGUUGUUUUUGUGUUGUUGUUGUGUUGUUGUUGUGUUUCGCACCUCGGUCGGCUACGUUUCGGUUUGCGAAAUAAUUUGUGCGUACGUUUGGCGUUCUAAGUUAUUAGUCAAUGAGCUCACUACCAUUCGGGGGGGGGGGGGGAAAGUGUCGAUCGUUUUUUUUUAAACGCCUUAUUUUUCUACCACGGCCGAGGAAAACGCGCGAAGGUGAACAUCCCUCGCCCCGCCCCCUCGGCACAGCCCACGCAAAGCCGUCGCGGCGAGCGCCGAUGGCGAGCGGCGGCCAUCGAGGCCACCACGGCGCACGGGGGGAUCCACGUCGGUGCGGGCCAGCGACCACCGCAGGCUCCAGCCGCCUCCCCCUCGGCGGGCAACGUUUACACGCCGCAAGCCGCCGGGCACUCGUCUCUGGCACAUUUGCUUCGGCUUCGCCCGCGGAGCGGGAGAGUUUAUCUCGGGUCGCCGGCCUCCGUAGCGCCCGGUGUGCCGACCGCUACGCCGUGCCACCGCCCUCCGCGUGCGGGGGGUUGGCGCGUGCGGGGGGUUGGCGCGUGCGGGGGGUUGGCGCGUGCCGGCCCUCUGGUGGUGCGUUUACUUUGCACUUGGGCGGGCCAUGGGAGGUGCUUUGGUUUAAACGGAGUCGAUUUAAAGUUUUAACAAAUCCGGUCUCGCGCACGCGCGCAGAAAACAAGAUCCCCCGUGUAGCCUCAACAGGGGCAAGGGCUGUUAAGUAGCGAGUAGCGGCGAAGGGCCCGGCAGGGUGGGUGACCGGCACCACGCCUUUGUCUCCCCCUCUCACGACGUUUUGAGGCCGAGUCAACCUAGGGGAGGCCCGCUGGUCCGGAUAAUCCGAUCGCGGUUGGGCGCCGUGCUCCCCUCGCUUCAGUUUCAUUUCUUAGACUUUUUCUUGACUACUUUUAACUUUGCACCGAUGCUAAAUAAUGAUUCAGUUUCAUUCCCACCCACUAAUACAUUUCAAGUUACAUUUCACCAAUGCCCCUCCAUCCCUCCCUCCCUCCCCCUCCCCUGCCUCUUGCACAGUAACACGAACGAUCAGAGCUCGCGAGCGAUCUGGGCUCGCGAGCGAUCCGCUACCCGGGUUUUCUGUCUGGCCGCUUGGCGCCCACCACGUCGCUCGAACAGCGGUUCGUCAGCUCAGAGAAUCGCUCAUCCCCCCGUUGUGUUCCGCGUCUCCCCUCUUAACAGAGGCCCACGGACUCGCAGAGGGAUCUAUGGUUGUCUCUCCCUCAUGGGUACCAAUAUGAGUCGUUGGGUCUCUGUGACUCUAUGCGUCUCUGUGCGCGUCUCUGGCUCUCUCUGGCUCUCUCUGGCUCUCGAGUCCGAGUCGCUGGCUCUGUCAGUCUGUGGGUCUCCGUGGGAGUCUACGAGACCCCCCCCGGUGUAAUCUCGGCUGAAACCCUGACCUGCAACCCAGGCCCCGUGACCUGUGAACUCUGAGCCACCCUCUCCACCGAUGAUCCUUCUACCCCAGUGCCCACUACAAUGACCCCGUUACCAAGUUAACUCCACGGCUACAGGGCCCGGCCCACCCUCGGCCCACCCUCGGCCCCCCACUCUUGUUCAGCGGCUUGAGAUGGGCUUGCUUUCUGUUCGCUGUUUUAAAUCGCGUUGUAUCACAUCGUAUUAUAUUUUAUCGCAUUACUUUGUAUCAUAACGUAUUAUAUUUUAUCGCAUUACAUUGUCAUACAUUGCGUUGUAUCACAUCACGUUGUUAUACAUUGUUUUGUAUCACAUCGUAUUAUAUUGUAAUACAUUGCAAUGUCAUGCUUUGUAUUGUAUUACAUCGUAUUGUACCAUA
Molecule: messenger RNA, 5598 nt
Organism: Petromyzon marinus (sea lamprey)
Lineage: Eukaryota; Metazoa; Chordata; Hyperoartia; Petromyzontiformes; Petromyzontidae
Product: anoctamin-5-like
Biological process (GO): chloride transmembrane transport; calcium activated phosphatidylcholine scrambling; calcium activated phosphatidylserine scrambling
Cellular component (GO): plasma membrane
Molecular function (GO): chloride channel activity; protein dimerization activity
Source: RefSeq, a predicted model, not a curated record